Messenger RNA from Drosophila miranda, 1086 nucleotides. RefSeq lists its product as uncharacterized. Bases 283 to 771 code for a protein of 162 amino acids. The record is from RefSeq and is a predicted model, not a curated record. NCBI's taxonomy places the organism in Eukaryota, Metazoa, Arthropoda, Insecta, Diptera, Drosophilidae. The transcript is spliced from 4 exons. Gene Ontology annotation, biological process: septate junction assembly.
GGAGGCAUUCCACCGCUAGAGAGUCAGUCGAGGACCAAACAUUUGUUGGAAGUAAUCAUUCGAGUUUUUGGCUGGGAAUUUGCUUUAGAGCUACUCGUGUUAUGGGCAUAUGCAUGCCCAUUUUUAAGUGUUUAGUUAUACCGUAAAUAUAUAAAGUCUAGAGUUUCACCAGUACCGAGACUCAUCCCCUAUACCAAUUACCUUUUCUUGGCCCUCACUGCUACGCUACACUGUGGAGGCUAAUUCAACACACUUUUUGAAUCAGAAAUCUCACGCGUGGAAAUGUCGCCGGCGGAUGAUAACUCCUUUGCCACCACGAGUGGCAACAAAAAGGCCACCUACACUCUCAUAUGCAUCAAAGUGGUGGAGCUGUGCCUGUUAAUAUGCUGCCUUGGUCUGAUCGACGAGCCGGCCACCAACUCCCACCUGCGAGUGUUCAUCACGCCCCGUGUGAUUGCCCUCUGCUAUGUGACCUUUGGAGCCCUGACCAUCUACACGGCGAUCUACCUGAUCAUGGCUCUGGUCGGUGAUCUGACACCCUGGCGCACGGCAACGUUGUGGUCUCUGGUGGCAUUCUGUCUGUAUGUGGCCGUGACGGCUCUACUCUUCCGGGACUGGUCGACCACCAAGGAUCGCAACUACUGGCACCCGAACAUGCAUCGUCUGGACCUGGUGAUGGCCUCCGCCUCCAUUGCUCUGGUCACUUCCCUGGUCUAUCUACUAGACAUACUGCUCACCAUCCGCUUCGGCGUCCAUGGCGAUCUGGAAUGACAGGGACAGAGACAGCGACGCCUUGCGUGGACUGUUAUAUUUAGAGCUCCAUCAUAGUCGUAAGCCCCAUCACAUGACCUGCUUCCCAGCAAAUUGUAACCCACGAAAUCUGUAAACAGAAAACAAAACAUCAGAAGAAUUGCCAUCAUCGAAAAGAAAAUGUACAAAAAGAAGUCCAAGGAAGUUGAAAGAUUGUUUAAGCAUCGCCUGCAGCCUGUUUUUUUUUUUUUUUUUUUUUGUAAGCCUUCACCAACGUUUUUCUCUAAUCCACUUAACAUAUAAGAGCCCACACAAAUAAAUUUUUUUAUGAGGGAA